AAAGUGGAGAUCACAGCCGGGAAAAACCGGACUGGAUCCCGAGGCCUCCUCCAGGGAGGGGCGGCAGGGGUGUCUCAAAAUCUCCCACCUGUCAGCCCAACUUUUGGAUUCCUCGUCACCUUCCACACUGCCCGAGCUCCGGACAUACAGCCCCGGUGUACGAGGGUCCCAUUCUUUGCACACCAGGGGUAUAAUGGACUCCGGACUGUUGGCGAGAGUGACAGCAAAAAGAGCCAGCCUCUUCUCCGAGGCUUCUUAGCAACCUGCCUGUCUCGGCUCCAGGAGGCGGGUUCCAGCCAAUGGCUGAGCCACCCGCUUCCAGCCAAUGGCUGAGGGAUGAGCUGAGGGGAGUGAGAGGUCCCUUACUGCACCCGGACAUAACGGCGCUGGCACCGCCCCUUCUCGAUAACUCGCAGAGCUGGGCUGGUAAAAUUGCAGUGCUAAGAACACUGGACCCGGGACGGAGUCUCCAACUCCUGGCCUCUAGCAGUCCUCCUGUGUAGGUCUCCCAAAGUGCUAGUAUGUCCAGAAUUGGUGGGUUCUUGGUCUCACUGACUUCAAGAAUGAAGCCGCGGACCCUCGCGGUGAGUGUUACAGUUCUUAAAGGCGGCGUGUCCGGAGUUUGUUCCUUCUGAUGUUCAGAUGUGUUCGGAGUUUCUUCCUUCUGGUGGGUUCGUGGUCUUGCUGGCUCAGGAGUGAAGCUGAAGACCUUCACACCGGCAGGGCUGGCUGGCUGCUCCGAGUGCGGAGCCCGCCAAGCCUACGCCCACCCGGAACUCCAGCUGGCCCGCAAGCUCCGCGCGCAGCCCCGGUUCCCGCUCGCGCCUCAGCCUCCACACCUCCCUACAAGCUGAGGGAGCCGGCUCCGGCCUUGGCCAGCCCAGAAAGGGGCUCCCACAGUGCAGCGGCGGGCUGAAGGGCUCCUCAAGUGCCGCCAAAGUGGGAGCCCAGGCAGAGGAGGCGCCGAGAGCGAGCAAGGGCUGUGAGGACGGCCAGCACGCUGUCACCUCUCACUAGGAUUAUAAGGGUCUGCUACAAUGCUGCUGCUGCACAGAGCUGUGGUCCUCAGGCUCAAACAGGCCUGCAGACUCAAGUCAAUCCCCUCAAGGAUCUGCAUUCAGGCCUGCUCCAUAAAUGAUUCAUUUCAGCCCCAGCGCCCCAGCCUCACCUUCUCUGGUGAUAACUCCAGCACCCAGGGAUGGAGAGUCAUGGGGACCCUAUUAGGUCUCGGUGCAGUGUUGGCCUAUCAGGACCAUCGGUGUAGGGCUGCUCAGGAGUCAACACACAUAUACACUAAGGAGGAAGUGAGUUCCCACACCAGCCCUGAGACUGGGAUCUGGGUGACUCUGGGCUCUGAGGUCUUUGAUGUCACAGAAUUUGUGGACUUACAUCCAGGGGGCCCUUCAAAGCUGAUGCUAGCAGCUGGGGGUCCCCUAGAGCCCUUCUGGGCCCUCUAUGCUGUUCACAACCAGUCCCAUGUGCGUGAGUUACUGGCUCAGUACAAGAUUGGGGAGCUGAACCCUGAAGACAAGGUAGCCCCCACCGUAGAGACCUCUGACCCUUAUGCUGAUGAUCCUGUACGUCACCCAGCCCUGAAGGUCAACAGCCAGCGGCCCUUUAAUGCAGAACCCCCCCCUGAGCUGCUGACAGAAAACUACAUCACACCCAACCCUAUCUUCUUCACCCGGAACCAUCUGCCUGUACCUAACCUGGAUCCAGACACCUAUCGCUUACACGUAGUAGGAGCACCUGGGGGUCAGUCACUGUCUCUUUCCCUGGAUGACUUGCACAACUUUCCCAAGUACGAGAUCACAGUCACUCUGCAGUGUGCCGGCAACCGGCGCUCUGAGAUGACCCAGGUCAAAGAAGUAAAAGGUCUGGAGUGGAGAACAGGAGCCAUCAGCACUGCACGCUGGGCUGGGGCACGGCUCUGUGAUGUGUUAGCCCAGGCUGGCCACCAACUCUGUGAAACUGAGGCCCACGUCUGCUUUGAGGGACUGGACUCAGACCCUACUGGGACUGCCUAUGGAGCAUCCAUCCCUCUGGCUCGGGCCAUGGACCCUGAAGCUGAGGUCCUGCUAGCAUAUGAGAUGAAUGGGCAGCCUCUGCCACGUGACCACGGCUUCCCUGUGCGUGUGGUGGUGCCUGGAGUGGUGGGUGCCCGCCAUGUCAAAUGGCUGGGCAGAGUGAGUGUGCAGCCAGAGGAAAGUUACAGCCACUGGCAACGGCGGGAUUACAAAGGCUUCUCUCCAUCUGUGGACUGGGACACUGUAGAUUUUGACUCUGCUCCAUCCAUUCAGGAACUUCCUGUCCAGUCGGCCAUCACAGAGCCCCGGGAUGGAGAGACUGUAGAAUCAGGGGAGGUGACCAUCAAGGGCUAUGCAUGGAGUGGUGGUGGCAGGGCUGUGAUCCGGGUGGAUGUGUCUCUGGAUGGGGGCCUAACCUGGCAGGUGGCUAAGCUGGAUGGAGAGGAACAGCGCCCCAGGAAGGCCUGGGCAUGGCGUCUGUGGCAGUUGAAAGCCCCUGUGCCAGCUGGACAAAAGGAACUGAACAUUGUUUGUAAGGCUGUGGAUGAUGGUUACAAUGUGCAGCCAGACACCGUGGCCCCAAUCUGGAACCUGCGAGGUGUUCUCAGCAAUGCCUGGCAUCGUGUCCAUGUCUAUGUCUCCCCAUGAGCAUGGAAAGGAGCCACCUCCACCCCUUUCCCCACCCAUUAGCCUCACCGCUUCAGAAAAAUCUUUCCUACCUCUCAACUUCUUGGAUCACAACUCUGGCCUUCCUAAGCCAUACCCAAGUACAUAGCACAUUUCACCCAAGGACCCUCCCUCUUUGGACACUAUGUUACAUACCCCUCUUGGCCUUUGAACCUGUGCCAGGAAGUGUGAGCUGUUACAGCAAGGGGCUGGAAGUGAGACAAGUAAUUCUGGAGACAAGCACUAUUUUCUCUUCCUACCCCACCUCCAUUUCUAAUGCCUACUGCCAUCAAGGCCUUGUUUUGCUUUUUUUUUUGGAUUCUUCAGAUAAAUGUGUGUGGCAUGUGUAAGAAAAGUGUAUAUACUAUUUUAUACUACCUCUCCAGGUUGCCAGAGAGUUGUGAGGAGAGCAAGGGGCACAACCAUCUUCCUUUAUAGUUCUACUUUUCUAAUAAAUAGUCUGUUUAAGAUCA
Molecule: messenger RNA, 3166 nt
Organism: Pongo pygmaeus (Bornean orangutan)
Lineage: Eukaryota; Metazoa; Chordata; Mammalia; Primates; Hominidae
Gene: SUOX
Product: sulfite oxidase
Exons: 6
Coding region: 1038-2675 (545 amino acids)
Biological process (GO): sulfur compound metabolic process
Cellular component (GO): mitochondrion
Molecular function (GO): sulfite oxidase activity; molybdopterin cofactor binding; heme binding
Source: RefSeq, a predicted model, not a curated record